Molecule: messenger RNA, 1928 nt
Organism: Tilletiopsis washingtonensis
Lineage: Eukaryota; Fungi; Basidiomycota; Exobasidiomycetes; Entylomatales
Product: acyl-CoA dehydrogenase NM domain-like protein
Exons: 8
Coding region: 26-1594 (522 amino acids)
Molecular function (GO): acyl-CoA dehydrogenase activity; flavin adenine dinucleotide binding
Source: RefSeq, a predicted model, not a curated record
CGCCACACACCCCUGCACCGUCGCCAUGGCCGCCCAGAAGCAGCAGGAGCUCAAGUCCUUCUCGCGCGAGGAGGUCGCAAAGCACAACAAGCCCGGAGACCUCUGGAUCAUCAUCGAUGCCAAAGUGUACAACCUCAGCAAGUUCGCCGAGCUCCACCCCGGUGGCGAGAGCGUGCUGUACGACGAGGAGGUCGCCGGCCAGGAGGCCACCGAGACGUUCUUCGGCCUGCACCUGCACGAGGUGCUGCUGCGCCCCUCGUACUCGCGCCUCGUCAUCGGCACCAUCAAGGGCGAGGAGAGCGUCAUCGUGCCCGACGAGCUCGGCGCGCCGAGCAAGGUGCCGUACGCCGAGCCCAUGUGGCUCUCGCAGAACUUCCACUCGCCCUACUACAACGACUCGCACCGCCGCCUGCAGCGCGAGAUGCGCGCCUACGUCGACGAGACGGUGUACGAGGUGGCGCAGCGCUGCGAGGCCAACGGCAAGCGCCCCGACGUCGAGCUCAUCAAGGACAUGGGCAAGCGCGGCAUCAACGCCAUGCGCAUGGGCCCCGGCAAGCACCUGCACGGCCGCACGCUCAUGGCCGGCGUCAAGGGCGAGGAGUUUGACUACUUCCACGAGCUUGUCAUCACGCAGGAGCUCGUGCGCAUGGGCGCGCGCGGCUUCGGCGACGGCCUGCAGGGCGGCAUGGUCAUCGGCCUGCCGCCGGUGAUGAACUUUGGCUCGCAGAAGCUCAAGGACGAGGUCAUCGAGCCCGUGCUCGCCGGCGAGAAGUUCAUCUGCCUCGCCAUCUCCGAGGCCUUUGCCGGCAGCGACGUCAUGGGCCUGCGCACCUUUGCCAAGAAGAGCGAGGACGGCAGCCACUACAUCGUCAACGGCACGAAGAAGUGGAUCACGAACGGCACGUUUGCCGACUACUUCACGACGGCCGUCAAGACCGACGAGGGCUUCGCCGUGCUGCUCAUCCGCCGCGACUUUGGCGGCGUCGAGACGAAGCAGAUCAAGACGUCGUACUCGACGACGGCCGGCACGGCGUACGUGACGUUCGACAAUGUCAAGGUGCCGUCGGAGUACGUCAUUGGCGAGGACGGCAUGGGCAUCCAGAUUGUGCUCUCCAACUUCAACCACGAGCGCUGGGUCAUGUGCUGCUCGACGAUCCGCUCGUCGCGCGCCAUCUGCGAGGUGCUCAUGAAGUGGACGUCGCAGCGCAAGGCCUUCGGCAAGCCGCUCAACAGCCAGGCCGUCGUGCGCGGCAAGCUGGCAGGCAUCAUCUCCGAGGCCGAGGCGGCGCAGAACUGGCUCGAGUCGGUGACGUACCAGAUGUGCAAGAUGAGCUACAAGCAGCAGUCGCUCUUCCUCGCCGGCCAGGUCGCGCUGCUCAAGUCCUGGUCGACGCGCGUCUCCAACGACAUUGCCGACGUGUCCGUCAACCUUGCCGGUGGCCGCGGCCUCACGCAGAGCGGCAUGGGCAAGAUGAUCGAGAUGUUCGCGCGCACGUCCAAGUUUGACGCCGUGCUCGGCGGCUCCGAGGAGAUUCUUGCCGACCUCGGCAUCCGGCAGGCGCUGCGUCUCAUGCCCGAGAACGCGAAGCUGUAAGCCACUCGCCAGCACCUCUUCAGCGUCUCGGCCGCAGCGCACGGGCGCCUCGGGCCCCUCUAUACUCCGUCUCCCAUCGUCUCCGAUGUAUGAUAUCUCGCCUAUUCCAUGUCUCCUCCGCGACGCCUGCACGAGCAGCGUCUCUGACUCGCACAGCAUCGCCUCUCGCGCUCUGCAGGGCGGACAGAUAGCAUUGCAAUGCCUGUCACUGUGCAAUGCCGAGCCCUUUGGCCGCCCGCGCCGCCGGCAUGUUGCUCAGCUCGAUCCAGGGGCUCACUGCCGCGACGGCCGCGGGCGGCACGCCCAGGCCUGCUGCCUGACUCGGCCCUGCUGC